Messenger RNA from Arvicola amphibius (Eurasian water vole), 531 nucleotides. It is a transcript of the gene Spmip9, whose product is annotated as testis expressed 37. NCBI's taxonomy places the organism in Eukaryota, Metazoa, Chordata, Mammalia, Rodentia, Cricetidae. Gene Ontology annotation, cellular component: cytoplasm. The record is from RefSeq and is a predicted model, not a curated record.
GAAUACCCUGGAACUGAAAACUACGUGGACCUAGACAUAUACCGCUCUUACAUGGUCGACUAUAAGCCCUUCGGGAAGCACAAAUACUCCAGAGUCACGCCACAAGAGCAGGCCAAGCUUGACACUCAGCUCCGGAACAAAGAGUUUUACCGGCCCAUGCCCAACCCCAACCCCAGGUUGGUGGAUGGGUACCCCGCCUUCAAAAGACCCUACAUGACUGCAAAAGACUUGGGAGUCCCUGGCUUCUUCCCACCACAGAAACGGGCAAACCCUGUGAAGGAUGAGGGCAGGUUUACCAGCACCUGCCAUUUUGCAUACCCAGCUUCCCUGGCUCUGUAUCUGGCCCAGUAUGAGCCAUACUUGCUUCACCAGAGGACAGACUUCCCGUGCCUCAUGGAGCCUGAGCGGCAGCCUGCUCCAGAAGUGGGCAAAGGCUACCUUCUACUUCCCGAUGUCCCUGUGUUUCUCAGCAGAGAGGUCAAGGUCCCCAUCUUGAAUAGGUGGGGGCCCCUUUUGCCAUUUUACCAGUAG